CAAAUUUUGAUCGGUUCCUCAAAGUAUUGCGCGCCCUUGUUUUUCGUAUUAAGCAAAAAAAGUUUUGCAAAACAUUUUAAAAUUAAUUAAAUCUUAAUUAAAGCAGGAUAAAUACAAAGUUAACUGUAUGUUUGGGGCAUUUGGAAAGCAGGAGACUCCAAAGGAGAUGGAAGAGAUACUGAAUGACACGAUAACGCCACAAGAGCUAGAGAAAUUCGAGAAAGUGUAUAUGAAAGAGCUUAAAGAUAAGAAAUGUGUGACUGCUAAGACCCAAUUUGAAUAUGCUUGGUGUCUUGUGAGAUCAAAAUAUGGUGCAGACAUAAAUAAUGGAGUUAAAAUAUUUGAAGGAUUAUGCAAAGAUGAUCCUGACAACAAGAGAGACCAUAUCUAUUAUUUAGCUAUAGCAUAUACAAGAAUGAAGGACUAUACAACAGCUCAGAAAUACGUACAAGCCUUUCUCGAAAUCGAACCAAAUAAUAUGCAAGUUAUGUUGCUAGAUGAACAUAUUGAGAAAGAGUUAAAUAAAGAAUUUAAGAAAGAUGCAGCAAUAGCAGGUGGUGCUUUGUUAGUUUUAGGAGGAUUACUUGGAGUUGGAUUCGCUUUAGCCAAAAAAUAUCACGAUAAAAAGAAGCCAGACGAGGAAGUACGGAAGAAUGAACCAGCAAAUUAAAUUAAAUUAACGUAUUUAAAGAAAAAUAAUUUUGAGUCUUAAAAAGUAAUAAUACGAGUAUUUAAAAAAUAUUAAUUCAACUUCUUGCUUCCGUUAAUCUAUUCCAUUUUUAAUAUAUAUAGUUUACCUUUCUAAAUAUUCGUAUAAAUCCUUAUUCUCGCGCCAGACGAUAGCAUAAAUUAAUAAUAGACGUUUUUGUACAAUUUCGAAAGUCUUUUGCAUGCAUUCCACUAAAUGAUCGGUCGAUAAGAUUUCCAUAAUGUGGAAUGCAAUCUCGUCUCCGCACACAAGUAAGAAUGUUACGGCAACAUCGUGAUAUCCCUAAUAGAAAGGAUAUGUGUGUCAAAAUUUAUUGUUAUUUAAUUAUACUAAAUAUAUUUCGUAGAGCUCUGUUUUUUCGAUUAAUAGGGAAUUAAUUAAUACAAAUGUUACCAAAAAAUGAACUUAGAAUGAAGGAAUGAAUUGUUUAGGAAUCUAGUUAAUUAAUAAAAAGAGAAUCUUACUUGAUAAUACGAAAGAUGUGGA
Molecule: messenger RNA, 1195 nt
Organism: Chironomus riparius
Lineage: Eukaryota; Metazoa; Arthropoda; Insecta; Diptera; Chironomidae
Source: the annotation of a GenBank genome assembly